Messenger RNA from Apis laboriosa (Himalayan honeybee), 2095 nucleotides. RefSeq names its product Bardet-Biedl syndrome 2 protein homolog. Gene Ontology annotation, cellular component: BBSome; neuron projection; motile cilium. The record is from RefSeq and is a predicted model, not a curated record. Gene Ontology annotation, molecular function: protein binding. Gene Ontology annotation, biological process: non-motile cilium assembly. Bases 1 to 2091 code for a protein of 696 amino acids. The transcript has 11 exons. NCBI's taxonomy places the organism in Eukaryota, Metazoa, Arthropoda, Insecta, Hymenoptera, Apidae.
AUGGCAGCUUUUUCUCUGAAUAUUCAGAAACAUGUAGAACCAGGUCUUGUAACUUCAGGUAAAUUCGAUGGUUCUCAUGCUUGUUUAGCAGCUGCAACAUAUGGUGGAAAUAUUUUGGUGCACAGUCCUCACAGGCAACCACAAAUAACCGAUCAUGACCACGAGCAGUCCGAUAGAAAAUUAUCUUGGAGCGGAGAACUCGCUGAACUUAAAAUAGGAAGUGAGAUUAUUGCAUUAUGCACUGGUCGACUUAAUGAAGAUGAGAGAGAUAUCCUUCUAAUUGGAACUGCAUCUCAUGUUCUGGCUUAUCAUAUAGAAGACAAUUCUGAUAUUUUUUAUAAAGAAAUGUCUGAUGGUGCAAGAUGCAUACUCAUUGGCAAAUUGAGUUGGCUUCCAAAUCAAGUUGCAAUCGUCGGUGGCAAUUGUUCUGUAACAAUUUUAGAUUCGCAAGGCAUAGAAAUAUUUUGGACAGUAGUAGGAGGAAUUGUUAGUUCAUUAGCCGUUUUUGACUUCGAUGGAGAUGAAGAAAACGAGUUGAUCGUUGGAACGAAGGAUUUUGAAAUAAAGGUGUACAAGAAAGAUAAUCUGCUUUGGGAUGCCAAAGAAACUGCUUCCAUUACCUCUUUAAUCGGUCUACCUCAUAGACGAUUUGUUUAUUCAGUAGGAAAUGGAACUCUUGGUGUCUAUGAAAUGGCUCAAAGAUUAUGGCGUGUUAAGUCAAAACACAGAGUAAUAGUUACAAGGAGCUUUGAUUUGAACGGAGACGGUUCACUGGAAGUCAUAACCGGUUGGAAUAAUGGAAAAGUAGACGCGAGAUUAUCCAAUAAUGGAGAAGUAAUUUUUAAAAUUCAAUUAUCCGCUGGAAUAGCUGGAAUUGUGGAAGCUGAUUACAGAAGAAUUGGCAAAUCUGAUUUAGUCAUAGUAUCUUCUACUGGAGAAGUGCGUGGUUAUAGUUCUGGCUCCACAAUGGAUACACCAGAACCAGGUGAAGCUAUGCGUGAUUUGUUGGCCAAAAAACAAAUACUUCAAAUGGAAAUUAGGCAGAGAGCUGCAUCAGUUCCGAAUAUGUAUCAUGGAACAAAAUUGGCUGUUAGUUUGAUGAGUGCUGAAGGUGCAGCUCGUGUUGCUCUUGCUUCGGGACCUGGUCUUCUUAUACAUUGUGCGAUAGUUUUUACUGAAGGGGUAUUCGAAGGCGAAACUUUAGUAGUCCAUCCCAGCAGACCUAAAGGAGAACUCGAAAUAGAGCUUCGUCCUCCUAAAAAUAAUCCUGUGGAUCUCCAUGUGAAAGUAUGCGUUGGUCCAGCUGGUGCAGAUCUACUACAGGUGUUCGAAAUGACACGUCAAUUGCCUAGAUUUUGCAUGUACCAGAUCAUUGAGAAACCUCAACAAAUUCCAGACGAUUUUACAAAAAAUAGUGUCACAACUGAGCUCGCAGAAAGACCUCAAAGAAUCGCCCUCUGGUUGAACCAAAGUCUCAUCCUCCCUGAAGAAUUCGAAAUUAAAGAGGACAAGCCAAAUAAUGGAAACAUGGAGAUAUGGCUUCGAGGAAUGAGAGAUAACAAAAUUCAUUGUUUCAUGGUAGACGCAAAUGGGAAAUUAACUAUCCAAACGGAGGAUUCUACAUUUGCUGGCGACAUUAUUCAAUCUUUAGCUCUAUACUUGGGUCUCAGAGAACUUUCUUCCGAGGUCUCAUUUCCGGCUGAAGAGAAGAAAUUGUUGGACGCUUUGGAACGUGUCAAAGAGCUAAAAGAAAUUGAUGCUAAACUGCAAGCAGAGACAGCCAAUGAGACUACUUUAUUGAAGAAUAUUAUAAUCCGUCUGGAGGAUGCGAGAAUUCUCGAGAAUAUCGACGAAAUGAGAAGGAGACUCGUACAAUUGAAAAAUGUAAAUGCUGAUCUAAUCAGGGAACAUGAAAUUAGGAUGAAGAGCUAUCGCGAAUUUACAGCGAAUUUAAAGGAGCUUAAUCUUGGAGUUCAACGUGCAGCUAGAUUAAGAGUCGGAAAAAGUGCCUCGAAUACCGUAGCCAAUUGCAGAGCUGCGAUCCAGGAUGAAAAUUCGAAAGCUCUCGUGAUUGCAAUAAGACAUGGAUGAAUUU